Messenger RNA from Drosophila kikkawai, 2104 nucleotides. It is a transcript of the gene Drice, whose product is annotated as Death related ICE-like caspase. The record is from RefSeq and is a predicted model, not a curated record. Lineage: Eukaryota; Metazoa; Arthropoda; Insecta; Diptera; Drosophilidae. Gene Ontology annotation, cellular component: cytoplasm. Gene Ontology annotation, biological process: positive regulation of neuron apoptotic process; proteolysis; apoptotic process.
AGGAAAGGACUACGGUCUCACUGUGCGGAAAAACAACCAAACAAAAGAUUUGAAAAAUAAUUAGCAGCUGCAUUAGCUCAGUAGUUUUCUUUGUUGCAAGUUCAGCGCGCACUUUCUUCUGCUCUCAGAACAAUUAUCUCGAAUCGUGCGCUUCGAUUACAAACGGAGUUUUUGAAAACCAGUUUUUGCAGCGUCUUUUUGUGACUCAUCAGUUUCCGCAGGCUCGCAAGGAAGGAAUUUCGCCAUGGCCGCCAGCAACAACAGCGAGUCCGCCGAUCAGGUUGGCAUACGUGUGGAUAAUGCAGAGAAUCAGGACGACCACACCGAUGCCCUGGGCUCCUCGGGAGGCAGUGCAGGUGUAGCCACCGCAUCCUCGCACAAUCCGUAUGGAACAGGAGCCAUCGGGCAGCUGGCCAAUGGCUACAGCUCACCCUCGAUGAGCUACAGGAAGAAUGUGGCAAAGAUGGUCACAGAUCGGCAUGCUGCCGAGUACAAUAUGCGACACAAGAACCGCGGCAUGGCUUUGAUCUUCAAUCACGAGCACUUCGAGGUGCCCACCUUGAAGUCGCGGGCUGGAACCAACGUGGACUGCGAGAACCUGACGCGCGUGCUCAAGCAGCUGGACUUCGAGGUCACUGUGUACAAGGACUGUCGGUACAAGGACAUACUGCGCACCAUUGAGUACGCAGCUUCGCAGAAUCACAGUGACAGCGACUGCAUCCUGGUGGCCAUUCUAUCACACGGUGAGAUGGGCUACAUCUAUGCCAAGGACACACAGUACAAGCUAGAGAAUAUCUGGAGCUUCUUCACCGCCAACCACUGCCCCACUCUGGCCGGCAAGCCCAAGCUGUUCUUUAUCCAGGCCUGCCAGGGAGAUCGUUUGGACGGCGGAGUGACCAUGCAACGCAGCCACACCGAAACCGAUGGCGACUCCUCAAUGAGCUACAAGAUACCCGUGCACGCGGACUUUCUCAUCGCCUACUCCACGGUUCCUGGAUUCUAUUCGUGGCGGAACACCACCCGCGGCAGCUGGUUCAUGCAGAGUCUGUGCGCCGAGUUGGCAGCGAAUGGCAAGCGCCUUGACAUCCUUACCCUGCUGACCUUCGUGUGCCAGCGUGUGGCCGUCGACUUUGAGUCCUGCACCCCCGACACCCCAGAGAUGCAUCAGCAGAAGCAGAUCCCUUGCAUAACCACCAUGCUGACGCGCAUUCUGCACUUCACCGACAAGCAGCUAGUACCGGCGGGACGGGUUUGAUAGCUACUGGACUGGAUGGUGAGCUGGCUGCGGAGAGGUGUGUGAUAAGCGGAGGAAAGCCAAGUCGCAAUUUAGAUACAACUACCAAACGUAACUACGCUGGUUAUCGGCGCUAAUGGCGCAUAUUUUUAUAAAACCCCCAUUUUUUCCCUUGGCCAGGAAUGAGAGCCAUUGACCAUUAAGUUUAUUUAAGCACAAUGUAUCUUUUAAUUGGCAUUUAUUGCUUGCCGUUCGCCUGUAUGUCUCUAUUGGGGCGUGGUUUCCUUUAUGUAAACAAGAAAUCUCAGGGGCGAAAGCAGUACCUUGCAGGAAUUCCCUGAUAUUUUGGCUUAAAAACUGCCAUUUACAUAUACUUAAAUUAUAAUAUAUUUUAUAUUUAUAUUUAUUAUUUAUAAAUAUAAAUAUAAAAUAUAUUAUAAUCAUAAUACAUUUUAUAUUUAUACUUGGGCAUUUAUAUUUAAUGUUUUUAUUAUUAUGCAUGCGAUCUCGAGUUUCAAAAUUAUUAUUUUAAACAAAUCUAAGCCAAAAUUGCCUGGCAGCUCAUAUAAAACAUUCGCCCCUGCUAAUUCUUGAUCAGGAAUAUGGGAACCACCUCGUAUAUACAUUUCUACGAUAGCCGGACAUCCCCUCUUUCACAAAUUUUAUACGCAUAAAUAUAUAUAGGUGUAUAUUAUUAAGCAUCUGUGUCAUGAUCGCGUCCAAAACCAACAUACAAACAAUUUUAGCCUGUACUCGAAAGUUUUAUGAACAACAUAUACUAUCUCUUUAUACGAUUUGUACUCUUAUAUAAUAUACACAUUAGCAAAUGUUUUCAUUUCAAGUUUUUCCGCUAAUAAAAACGAUCGAAAA